CUCUUCCGCGCCGGCAGGGGCAGCAGCGGGAGCGACGCGGGGCGGAGCGGCGCGAGCAGCCAGGAGCGGUCCGGCCCGGCCCGGCGCGGCGGCUACAGCAGCGGCGGCGGCGGCGGUAGCAACGCCAGAACCCGUGGGCGCCGUUUGCGAGGCCGCCGCAGGCUCCAGGCCGCAGCGCGGGGAGGCUUGAGGUCUGGAGGCCGCCGCUGCCGCCAUGCCGCUGCUCUUCCUCGAGCGCUUCCCCUGGCCCAGCCUCCGCACCUACACGGGCCUCAGCGGCCUGGCCCUGCUCGGCACCAUCGUCAGCGCCUACCGCGCCCUCAGCCAGCCCGAGGCCGGGCCCAGCGAGCAGGAGCCGCUAACGGCCUCGCUGCAGCCGGGGGCGCCCGCGCCUGAGGGGCCGCUCGCCGAGGGACCCGGGGCCCGCGACGUGGCCCAGUACCUACUCUCCGACAGUCUCUUCGUGUGGGUGCUGGUGAAUACCGCUUGCUGUGUUUUGAUGUUGGUGGCUAAGCUUAUCCAGUGUAUUGUGUUUGGCCCUCUUCGAGUGAGUGAGAGACAGCACCUCAAGGACAAGUUUUGGAAUUUUAUUUUCUACAAGUUCAUUUUCAUCUUUGGUGUGCUGAAUGUCCAGACAGUGGAAGAAGUGGUCAUGUGGUGCCUCUGGUUUGCUGGACUUGUAUUUCUGCAUCUGAUGGUUCAGCUCUGCAAGGACCGAUUUGAAUAUCUUUCCUUUUCUCCCACAACACCAAUGAGUAGCCAUGGCCGAGUCCUGUCUCUGCUGAUUGCUAUGCUGCUUUCCUGUUGUGGGCUGGCUGUCGUCUGCUGCAUCACUGGCUAUACCCAUGGGAUGCACACCUUGGCCUUCAUGGCUGCAGAGUCCCUUCUUGUGACAGUGAGGACCGCUCAUGUGAUUUUACGAUAUGUUAUUCACCUCUGGGACCUCAACCACGAGGGGACCUGGGAAGGAAAGGGAACGUAUGUCUACUACACGGAUUUUGUCAUGGAGCUAACACUCGUGUCCCUGGACCUCAUGCACCACAUUCACAUGCUGUUAUUUGGUAACAUCUGGUUGUCCAUGGCCAGCCUGGUCAUCUUUAUGCAGCUGCGUUACCUGUUUCAUGAGGUUCAGCGUCGAAUUCGUCGGCACAAGAACUACCUGAGGGUCGUUGGGAACAUGGAAGCCAGGUUUGCAGUUGCAACUCCCGAGGAACUGGCUGUCAACAAUGAUGAUUGUGCCAUCUGCUGGGACUCCAUGCAGGCUGCCAGAAAACUGCCCUGUGGUCAUCUUUUCCACAAUUCCUGUCUCCGUUCCUGGCUAGAACAAGACACCUCCUGUCCAACAUGCAGAAUGUCUCUCAACAUCGCUGACAACAGUCGUGUCAGGGAAGACCAGCAAGGCGAGAACCUGGAUGAGAAUUUGGUGCCUGUAGCAGCAGCUGAAGGCAGACCUCGCUUAAACCAGCACAAUCACUUCUUCCACUUCGAUGGGUCCCGGAUUGCGAGCUGGCUGCCGAGCUUCUCAGUCGAAGUGAUGCACACCACCAACAUUCUUGGCAUCGCGCAGGCAAGCAACUCCCAGCUGAACGCCAUGGCUCAUCAGAUCCAAGAGAUGUUUCCCCAGGUUCCGUAUCACCUGGUGCUGCAGGACCUCCAGCUGACACGCUCUGUUGAAAUAACAACAGACAACAUUCUAGAAGGACGGAUUCAAGUCCCUUUUCCGACCCAGCGGUCGGACAGCAUGCGGCCUGCAUUGACCAGUCCUGUGGAGAGACCAAACAGUGACCUGGACGAGGGCGAAGUUUCCACUCAGACAGAACGAGUGCCCCUGGACCUUGGUCCUCAUCUGGAAGAGACGUUGGACAUCAGUGAGGCCGACACAGAGCCCGGCGAGGCAGAGGACUUUGAGGCUCGUGGGAGCCGCUUCUCCAAGUCAGCCGACGAGAGACAGCGCAUGUUAGUGCAGCGCAAGGACGACCUCCUCCAGCAGGCUCGGAAGCGCUUCCUAAACAAAAGCUCUGAAGAGGACACAGCUGCAGAGAGCUUUCUGGCCCCUGAAGUCCCGUCCUCUGACCCCGUGGCCCUGCGGCGGAGGAUGCUGGCUGCUGCCGCCGAGCGAAGGCUCCAGAAGCAGCAGCCCUCCUAGCGCUGCCGCCAUGCCAUCCUCGGCCACCGCCUUCUGAGCCUGUGCCCGACCGGAAGAGGCCUGCCCAGUGCCGCCCGUCGCCAUGGGCCCGACUGCAUUGCCGCUGUACAAAGCAUGUGGUCUUACUAGUGUUUGGACAGCUGACAGAUUUAAUCCUUCUUUGUAAUACUUUCUAUGUGACAUUUCUCUGCCCCUUAAAAACACUGCACAUUGUAACUGUAGGCACGAUGUCUUCUGGCGUUGACUGGACUUCUUGGGGGUGGGGAAAGGUCAGGAGGAAGUGAUCAACCCCCUGCCUGCCAUAUGGGCCUUCGUCGUCCUUUGCUCCCCAUUGGGCAGGAAGCCGCCUGUUGUGGGCAGGCUGCAGGAGCAGCAGGGAAACGCACAGCAUGAGCCGGCUUGGCAUCACAGUCAGCAGCUGUCACAGUGAGGAGGCCUGGCCCUGGGCUCCUGGCCCCUGGAGCUCGCAGGUCAUUUUGGGAAACUCCCGGGUUGGCUGCCUGGAGCGGAGGAGGGGCAGGCCCUGGUCUCCAGAGUGUGAGAAGGUGACUUUCUUCUGUCCCACCACAUCGGGACUUGCUGAGCCCCGGUUCCCGGCUGGCUUUAUUUCCGUUAACUCUGGUGCUCCCGCAAGUCCUAAGUGGACCUGUGUCCCUCUGCCCUCCGCAUCCCGUGUCACUCUGAACAUGGGACAGGGGGACACAGCAAGCUUCGAUCAAGCACACUGGGCAAUGCCAAAGCCUAUGAGUUUGGUGUUUGGAGAAGGCAUGGGCCUGGCUAUGGGGGUGCAUUUAGGAGGGCUUUCCUGAAGAACUAAGGAUUCCUUUCUUCUCCAGAGCCCUUGAUUCUAGUAACUUCUUUCCAGUUGUUUAGUGAGACCUAGAAAGGUGAAAAGUUGAAUCCACACACCUUGGAGCAGACCCGGGUCUUGAAUCUUUAAUUUCCUCAUGGCAGUUCUCGGAUUUGAAACACACAAUCAUAGGUUACAUAGUUCAGUUUUAUGUCCCAUUGGAUUUUUUAAUGUUUGAAAGCAUAGUUCUAUGGUAGUCCUUAUGGGAAGAAUCCAGUAUUAUCUAAAACGAUUGGCAAAGUUAAAUGUAUUUUACAUAACAAAGUUUUUAGAAUGUUGACAAUUGAGAAAAGGAUGGUAGACAAAUAUUUAGGCAGGCGUAAUUUAUUUCAAUAAAUCUUUCAAAAGCCUUA
Messenger RNA from Ochotona curzoniae (black-lipped pika), 3349 nucleotides. RefSeq names its product autocrine motility factor receptor (gene AMFR). Gene Ontology annotation, biological process: endoplasmic reticulum unfolded protein response; protein K48-linked ubiquitination; ubiquitin-dependent protein catabolic process. The record is from RefSeq and is a predicted model, not a curated record. Gene Ontology annotation, molecular function: ubiquitin binding; ubiquitin protein ligase activity. Lineage: Eukaryota; Metazoa; Chordata; Mammalia; Lagomorpha; Ochotonidae. Gene Ontology annotation, cellular component: cytosol; ubiquitin ligase complex; endoplasmic reticulum. Bases 215 to 2146 code for a protein of 643 amino acids. The transcript is spliced from 14 exons.